This is a messenger RNA of Anoplopoma fimbria (sablefish), 1546 nucleotides long. It is a transcript of the gene marcksa, whose product is annotated as myristoylated alanine-rich protein kinase C substrate a. Gene Ontology annotation, cellular component: actin filament bundle; cytoplasm; plasma membrane. NCBI's taxonomy places the organism in Eukaryota, Metazoa, Chordata, Actinopteri, Perciformes, Anoplopomatidae. Gene Ontology annotation, molecular function: calmodulin binding; actin filament binding. The record is from RefSeq and is a predicted model, not a curated record. Gene Ontology annotation, biological process: actin filament organization; central nervous system development.
GCCAUUCAUCUCUUCACUCGGGCGUUGGACUCCGCAUCUUAUUAGCAACAAGGGAAAUUUCUCCAUUUUGCAGCCUGUCUGCAGCGACACGGCCACCAAGCUGGGAUUUUAUUACUUCUCCCUACCUGUCGGCUUUUUCCUGCUAUUCUGAAAAUCGCCUCUCAACUGGACUUUUCGUUUCCCGCAGUGAACUUUUUCCUCUUUGUGCAGAGAGAGAGAGAGAGAGAGAGAGAGAGAGACAGCAGUGGAGAGCUCUGCGUUUCAACAAAGAGGUUGUGGGGUCUUUGUUCGCUUUUCUUUCCGUGUGUGUGUGUGUGUGGAUCCGGUGGGUUCUUUGUCGGAGCUUAAAGCAUGGGAGCACAACUGUCCAGGACGGCUGUGAAGGCUGAGGCUGUGGAGAAGCCCGGAGAGGCUGCUGCUUCUCCCACCAAGACCAACGGACAGGAAAACGGUCAUGUUAAAGCCAACGGGGAUGCCUCCCCCGCGGCAGCCGAGAACGGCAAAGAGGAGGUGCAGGCCAACGGCAGCGCUGCGGCCGAGGAGAGCCCCAAGGAGGAGGCCGACAAGGCGGAGUGCCCCGCUGAGAAGGAGGCUGCUGAUGGGGAGACGGUAGAAGCUGCAUCCCCUGCUCCUGCUGAGGGGGAGGCAAAGGCAGAUGAUGCUGCCGCCCCGUCCACCAGCAGCGAGACCCCUAAGAAGAAGAAGAAGCGAUUCUCCUUCAAGAAGUCAUUCAAGCUCAGCGGCUUCUCUUUCAAGAAGACCAAAAAGGAGACGGGUGACGGAGCAGAGGGCGAGGAGGCGGCUGCUGCUGCUGAUGCUGGGCCAUCCACAGAGGAGGCCAAGGCUGAGGGCACGGAGGACGCCAAGGCUGCCAGCGAGGAGGCCAAGCCUGCUGAGGGGGAGGCCGCACCUGCCGCCGAGCCCGCCAAGGAGGAGGUAGAAGUCAAGCCGGAGGAGGUGGCAGAGAAGCCCGCGGAGGAGGCCAAGGAGGCCGUGCCCGCUGAGGAGCCUAAGGCCGAGGAACCUAAGGCGGAGGAGAAGCCGGCCGAGGAGGCGCCCAAGACAGAGGAGGCCGCCCCGGCCUCGCAGGAGGCUGCAUCAGCGGAGGCCCCUGCCGCAGCCGCCGAGGCUGCCGAAUAAGUUUCGUGGGGGAAAGAGGGGAAGAAUUUGAAAAGAAAAAAAAUGAAAAAAAAGAAAGAUAAUCAAAGAACAUUUCCCUGUUUGUAUGUUGGAGUGACGCCAGGUCCUGGCUUUGAAGAACUUGUCAACAACCAGGGAUAUUUUAAAGCUUUUCUUUAUUUUUUGAUUAUUUUUUGGUUUCCAUCCCCCCCCCCCCCUCCCCCUUUUACACAAAACCCAUCUCAGUCCCUUGUUACUUCCAUUCCAACGGGCUGUAGGGAGGUGGGUGGCUUCAAAAUGUACAACAGAUUAAAUACAUCCACACUCUGCCAUAUAUUUUUUCAUCAGUAUUACAUUUUCUUUUUUUUUUUUUUUUGAAUUUUUAUACAAAAUGUAAACAAAUGGUAUGGACAUGCCCAUGGUAUGA